GCAGCCUCGGUGGGCGGGGCGUGAGCUGCAGAAGCUCCACCGCUCCGGGUUGAGCACCCCGGCCAGUUGACGGUGCCCGCCGCCAGGGCUGUGCGCUCCCUGCGCGUUUUCCGGCGGAGUGAGCUCAGCGCGGACAGGGAUAGAGAAGCUGUUUCUCAAUUUCCCCUGGAUCGAAAUUCGCAGUGGAGGUUUGACGCUUCUGUGGAAAUUGAGAACUCGUUGAGAAGAAGGAAGAAAACAAUAUGAAGAGGAAGAAGGAAGAGCUAAGGGAGCGCCUCAGUGCCUUGGACUGCCCUCAUGGCCCGGUUGGUUUACACAACAUUGGACAGACCUGCUGUCUUAACUCCCUUAUUCAGAUAUUAAUUAUGAAUGUGGGCUUCACGAGGAUAUUGAAGAGGAUAACAGUACCAAGGGGAACAGAAGAGCAAAGGAGAAGUGUCCCCUUCCAGAUGCUCUUGCUACUAGAGAGGAUGCGGGACAGCCGGCAUAAAGCAGUGCAACCCUUGGAACUUGCCUACUGUCUCCAGAAGUACAAUGUUCCAAUGUUUGUCCAGCAUGAUGCUGCUCAACUCUACCUCACAGUCUGGAACCUAAUUAAGGACCAAAUCACAGAUGUGGACUUGGUAGAGAGGCUGCAGGCCCUAUAUACAAUCCGGAUGAAGGAGUCCUUGGUUUGCCUUGAAUGUACAACGGAAAGGAGCAGAAAUAGUAGCAUGCUGACCCUCCCCCUUCCUCUUUUUGAUAUGGACUCAAAGCCCCUGAAAACCCUGGAGGAUGCCCUUCGCUGUUUCUUCCAACCCAGGGAGUUAUCAGGCAAAAGCGAAUGCUUCUGUGAGAACUGUGGGAAGAAGACUUGUGGGAAGCAGGUCUUGAAGCUGACCCAUUUGCCCCAGACCUUGACAAUCCACCUCUUGCGGUUCUCCAUCAGGAAUUCGCAGACAGAAAAACUCUGCCACUCACUUUAUUUCCCCCAGAGUUUGGAUUUAAGUCAGGUCCUUCUGAUUGAGGAAGACCUCUGCAGUGCUGAGGAACAGCUUGGAAGACAGUAUGAGCUCUUUGCUGUGGUUGCCCAUGUUGGGGCAGCUGACUUUGGUCAUUACUGUGCCUAUAUCCAGAAUUCUGUGGAUGGAAAAUGGUUCUGCUUCAACGACUCCAAUGUUUGUUGGGUAUCCUGGGAAGACAUCCAGUGUACUUAUGGAAAUCAUAACUACCGCUGGCGGGAAACUGCAUAUCUUCUGGUUUACAUGAAGAUUGAAUCCUAAUGGAUGUACCCUAAACUGUCAGAGACUGACAAAGUUUCAUUUUCCUUUUCUAUCCCUGGAUCUGCUGACUCUCUCAAGAGAUUUUGCAGUGAGAAGGAUCAUUUUCAAAUUGUGUAGUUAAAUUUUAUUUAUAAUCGGGGUUGAUUAUCAAAAUAUUUACCAGUAACUCUGCAUGGGUCUUGAUCAGUCAGAAUAGAUACUUCCACUGGCUAGAGCCAGGACCUGAGUGCUUCCUGCUGUGGAAGGCAUGAAUCCUUUAGUUAGGAGAGUAGAGGGGGUCGAAGUGUUCCCAGGGGAGGGGAAACCAGGCCAACAAUUGUAAUGGGAGGCAUUCAGGUGGCAAGGGGCAGUGGUAAGGAAGUAUUUCAGUAUUUUACAGCUAGUUUGACUGUACUGGUAUGUACUGGCAGAAUAUUAUUUUUGUUUAUAAUUUAAAACAAUUUUAGAACCCAUACUACUUUAACAAAAGUGAAGUGUUUUAUAA
This is a messenger RNA of Acinonyx jubatus (cheetah), 1746 nucleotides long. It is a transcript of the gene USP18, whose product is annotated as ubiquitin specific peptidase 18. Gene Ontology annotation, biological process: protein deubiquitination. Bases 243 to 1262 code for a protein of 339 amino acids. Gene Ontology annotation, cellular component: cytosol; nucleus. The record is from RefSeq and is a predicted model, not a curated record. NCBI's taxonomy places the organism in Eukaryota, Metazoa, Chordata, Mammalia, Carnivora, Felidae. The transcript has 11 exons. Gene Ontology annotation, molecular function: cysteine-type deubiquitinase activity; cysteine-type endopeptidase activity.